CCUUCACAGCCGGACCUUCCUUCGCCAGAGAGAGGGGCCGCGGCGGCGUCAUGGCGGUGGGUGCCAGGCUCCGGUGGGGGCGCCGGGGGCGCGGGCGGCGGGCGGCGGACGAGGAGCCCAUCGUGGAGCAGCUGGAGCUGGACGACGGGGCGGCCGAGUGCCCCGCGCGCCCGGGGACCCGCAGCGCCCGGCGGGUGCACCUGGCCGCCCUCCCCGAGCGCUACGAGCCGCUGGAGGAGCCGGGGUCCCCGGGGCCCCCGGGGUCCCCGGGGCCCGGGGACAAGCCCAAGCGGAGGUACCGGCGGAAGCUGAAGAAGUACGGCAAGAACGUGGGGAAGGUCCUCGCCAAAGGCUGCCACUACGUGGUCCUCGGCCUGCAGGGCUUCGCCGCCGCCUACUCCGCCCCGUUCGCCGUGGCCACCAGCGUGGUGUCCCUCGUCCGCUAGCGGGGCCGCCGAGGGCCCCGCGUGGCCAAGCGCUGGCCUGGGACCCAGGAGGCCACAGGUCACCGUCCGAUUCCAGCCUCUGCAAGCCCAGAGCACCUCGGACCUGAAGCCACAGAAUGACCUGGAGAAAACAAAACAAACAACAGUCUUUGCCGUUUGAAUGGGACGCGUGAUCCGAAUGGGCCAUCUGCCAAGCUCUCUCUCUCUCACCUCUCUCCAGUGGACAGUCCCGCAG
This is a messenger RNA of Pipistrellus kuhlii (Kuhl's pipistrelle), 681 nucleotides long. It is a transcript of the gene CUNH1orf115, whose product is annotated as chromosome unknown C1orf115 homolog. The record is from RefSeq and is a predicted model, not a curated record. Lineage: Eukaryota; Metazoa; Chordata; Mammalia; Chiroptera; Vespertilionidae. The transcript is spliced from 2 exons. Bases 51 to 446 code for a protein of 131 amino acids.